CCGUGUGCAUGUGAACGAGCGGCGUGGCUGUGCAAUGGCCCGAUGUGACUUGGGGCGGUGCGCGUACGUUCUCACUGCACUGUUGUAGUAAACGACGGAUCUCAUUUGUCGUGCAAUGGGCUGUAAUGAUCGCUGCCCAAAGGAGCAUGCCUGGCUCUCGACAGUUCACCGGGAAUGCUCGUCUCUCGCGCCUCAUCGCCGUGCGCUUCCAGCUCAACCUCCUCAUGCACCCCAUGCACCUCAUCACGCGCGCCGAUGCGGAGAGUGCCCGCUUGAUCUCAUCCACCGUUGGCACGAGGGACCACCCGUUCAUACUGGUAAUGGGUGUGACAUCAUGCGACAAGGCGCUCGCGGAGGCAGUUGAAGAUGCUGAGGCGUGUGGUGAUGGUGCCGCAGAGGUGAGCUGGAUCGAGGCCGAGCGGCUCGCGCGCAACAAGCUUGUCACGAUGAAAUGGUUGAGCGGGAUAUCCACCGCUCGGCGAUCAAGGACGACGCGGCUGUUAAAAGCUACCUUGCUACUGCUGAGGGCAAGUCCAAUGCCGACGUGCGCGACAUCGCCAAGGACAUCCUCGGCGAGCCCGUCUUCUGGGACUGGGACCGUGCGUAUCCACUGCGCAGCCAGCCUGCGCGUGCCUGUUCAAUGAGGCCUGCGGAAGUCGAGACUCCAAGUUCAUGCGCGGCGCGUGACACUGGUCUUCGAAUGCCUAACUGUGUAUGGCUGAAUUGCCGGGGAGCGUGA
Molecule: messenger RNA, 739 nt
Organism: Laetiporus sulphureus 93-53
Lineage: Eukaryota; Fungi; Basidiomycota; Agaricomycetes; Polyporales; Laetiporaceae
Exons: 2
Coding region: 126-644 (172 amino acids)
Biological process (GO): carboxylic acid metabolic process
Molecular function (GO): isocitrate lyase activity
Source: RefSeq, a predicted model, not a curated record